Messenger RNA from Vicia faba (fava bean), 600 nucleotides. The record is from the annotation of a GenBank genome assembly. NCBI's taxonomy places the organism in Eukaryota, Viridiplantae, Streptophyta, Magnoliopsida, Fabales, Fabaceae.
AUGGGAAACUUCAAUCUCUCCCACAGAGUUGUUCUGGCACCACUUACUAGAACAAGAUCAUUCAACAACGUUCCUCAGCCUCAUGCUAUCCUCUAUUACUCUCAGAGAGCAUCUCAAGGUGGUCUUCUCAUAACAGAAGCUACCGGUGUCUCGGACACGGCUCAAGGAUAUCCAAACACGCCAGGUAUAUGGACAAAGGAACAAGUGGAAGCAUGGAAACCAAUUGUAGAUGCUGUUCAUGCCAAAGGCGGUGUCUUUAUCUGUCAGAUUUGGCAUGUUGGAAGGGUUUCAAAUUCAUGUUAUCAGCCUAAUGGGCAAACACCGAUAUCUUCUUCAGACAAGUCACUCACAAGCAGUCAUGCACAACAGUUCACGCCACCGAGAAAGCUAAGCACCGAUGAAAUUCCUAAUAUUGUCAAUGACUUUAGACUUGCUGCAAGAAAUGCUAUCGAAGCUGGUUUUGAUGGGAUUGAAAUACAUGCGGCUCAUGAUUUGCCAAAGAGAUUUGCACUUGAUGCCCCUCUCAACAAGUAUAAUAGGGAGACAUUUUACACUUCUGAUCCAGUUGUUGGUUAUACUGACUACCCGUUUCUUGACUGA